This is a messenger RNA of Penicillium malachiteum, 423 nucleotides long. RefSeq lists its product as uncharacterized. The record is from RefSeq and is a predicted model, not a curated record. The coding region runs from base 1 to 423 and encodes 140 amino acids. The transcript is spliced from 2 exons. Lineage: Eukaryota; Fungi; Ascomycota; Eurotiomycetes; Eurotiales; Aspergillaceae.
AUGACUGUCAAGCAGGAUACCGACGCGUCAGCCAGCACCAUGCUGGCUGACCCCUCUUUACUGGAGAAAAUCGACAAGUUAUUUGCUUGCAAUGUGGGAGAGCACAUCAAUUUACCACAGUUGGUCGUGGUUGGAGACCAGUCAAGCGGGAAAAGCUCUGUACUAGAAGUGGAUUGUGUACCCGAUUUGCGACGCAGAUUAGAUUUCGAUGUCGACACCAUGGUCCCGAGUGCUGGAUUCGUGCUCUCUCCCUCUACCCAUCCUGAAGCGUCCCCGGAGGAGUCGGAAAAUUCGAAACCAUAUGCGACAGUCCAACUCAAAGCUGCAUUCAAACGAUGGCACAACGCCGUUACCUUGGAUUGCAUUGAAGACCAAUUCGCCGCACCUGCAAAACCAGUGUCAUACCCCAUUACGAUGGCCUAG